This is a messenger RNA of Entrophospora sp. SA101, 882 nucleotides long. Lineage: Eukaryota; Fungi; Glomeromycota; Glomeromycetes; Entrophosporales; Entrophosporaceae. The record is from the annotation of a GenBank genome assembly.
AUGUCAGCAAAUAGACCUUCUCGUCACCAUGGCUUUCGUAAUCACACUGCUGCUGAUCAAGAUCGUUUAAAACCUGAUAGAAAAUUAACUUUUAAUGAUGACGAUGAAGGUGGAUUUGUUAAUAUAAAUAGAAACCCUACAAUAGAGGACAUACCUACACCGACAGCUUCUUUCAUUUUACAAACAGAUGCUUCAACUCCACAACCAUCAGAAACUGAAACAGAUUCAAAUUUAUUAAGACCACUACAAUAUCAUCUAAACACAACUCCUAAAGCACCUUCAUUACUUCGUGAAUCUUCUCUCACAUCUGGUGGCAUGUCAACACCCGGCGGUGAUACUCUUACCAUAAACAAUAACGACACUCCAAAUGAGCUAGAAUUGUAUACUGAUAAUAAUAGCCCAGAAGAAAUAAUGGAGCUGGAUAUGAAUGAUGACGAGGAUCAAUUGAUUCACCAUUCUAAAGAACAGAUCGAGGGAUCUUCUAUUAACAUUAAUGAUAUUGCAAAAAGAAGAUCUAGUAAAAGUGAAUUUAGUGAUAAACCUGGUAUCGAAACAUCUAACAAUAAGAAGCAUAGUAGAAGAAGUGGUUUUGCCGAUAUUGAUGAAAAUGAUGAUGAGAUUGAUGAAAAUAUUGAAGAACAACAAAAUCAAGAGUAUGAUGAAUAUGACGAUGAUCAAUUUGAAGAUUAUAGAAAUGUUGAAUAUGCGAAUCAAACAAGUGAAUUUAGAAGAAGAUCUGUUUCGAGUCAAUUCACAGAGCAAACCAAUAAUAAUUUAUACACAACUCAAGUGACAGCCUACAUAGAUCAGAGUAAUGAUUUAUUAUCAACAAAAACAGUUGAAGUUGAGGAUGGUGAAGUUGAGGAUGAUUAUAAUUUAUGA